GAUAUGGCUUUAAGGGUGCCUAGGAAGCAAUAAUGAACUUGACCUUUGCCCAUGUCCGUGGUGUCAACAAAGACAUGGACGUUAUUGUGGUGCAUUCAUGCCCAAAUGUUCCGGAUCACGAUACGAACCGGCCACCAAGACCGGCAAGUAACAGUCCCGCUACGGAACUGGAAUGAAGACAAUAUCUACCGGAAAAUUUGUGAUGCGUUCCAUCUGUCGGUAUUGUUCGGGUACGCAAAUGUACAUAUUCGUGCCUGGAGUAUACGCGUAUACGCCUUCAAGGAGCAGAGCGAUAGCGUGUAAUCGUUCCAAUGUCUGCCAGCGUUAUGAACAGCCGAUACGAAACAAAGAACUAUUCAUUACAUUCAACGCAGAUAAGAGUCGCUAUUUCCGCCAAGAUGGUGCCGAUGUGCACACAGAUGGAAACAUUUCCCCCUCUCAAGCGGUCGUCGGGGUGGUGCAGGGGGUGCAGGGCAUCUACGAAGAUCAGACAAUCCAGGUGGUGCCGGUCACAUCUUCGCGCACCCGGCAAGGGUCUUUCACAGGUCAACAGCGUUAGCUAUUGUGACCAAUCCAGAUCCCAAGUCCUAACCAAGCUAAGCAACAAGCACAAAGUGAUGAUAAAGGUGCACGCAGAAUUGGAAGAUCAUAGGCGUUACAUAGUCUCGUUCCUUCUGACGAAGAAAAUGAAUCUAUCGAGAACAAAAUCACUCAGUUCCCGAAUGAUGAUGAUUUUAUCAACUACCAACUAUAUUUCUUAUGUAAACUCUUAGCAUUAUGUACUGGUACAUGUCACUACAAUUAUAUUAAUAAAUUAUUUGAGAUAGGCGAAAAGCUAUUCCGUUUAUUAAAAUGAAAUUCCAUUCCAUUUCCAAGCGCAAAACAUUUUCAAAAGUGAGUAAGAUCUACUCACUUUUAGCCGGAAAAAAGUGAGUAAGUCUUACUCUAAUUUUGACAUAUUGCAGCAUUACUCGUAAGUGAGUAAACAUACGGUUACUCAAAAGUGAGCUGUUCCACUUUUUU
Messenger RNA from Armigeres subalbatus, 1023 nucleotides. RefSeq lists its product as uncharacterized. The transcript has 3 exons. Lineage: Eukaryota; Metazoa; Arthropoda; Insecta; Diptera; Culicidae. The coding region runs from base 312 to 773 and encodes 153 amino acids. The record is from RefSeq and is a predicted model, not a curated record.